Molecule: messenger RNA, 1356 nt
Organism: Eucalyptus grandis
Lineage: Eukaryota; Viridiplantae; Streptophyta; Magnoliopsida; Myrtales; Myrtaceae
Product: NADH--cytochrome b5 reductase 1
Exons: 9
Coding region: 280-1116 (278 amino acids)
Biological process (GO): electron transport chain
Molecular function (GO): cytochrome-b5 reductase activity, acting on NAD(P)H
Source: RefSeq, a predicted model, not a curated record
ACCCAGUGAAGAUUUCCGCAGUAGGUGCAACCAUUGCCCUUCCACUUUCACGUUCUCUGUCAGUCAAGAAAGUACAAGGACACCCCCAGCUUUAGCUUCCGCCGAAAAACGUCUCAACCUAACCUCCUCUGCCCAAAAUCACGAACACCCAACAACCUUCGAUCGAAAGAUUCUCCAAAACAAACGUAAAAAUCCCAUCUUUAUCUCUCGCCCACCCGUUUCUUGACUCGCCCAUCUCGCCGUCGAGUUCAGCUUUUGGGACGACGGGGUCUGGUUGCCAUGGAGUUCUUGCAAUCCCAAGAUUUCCAGAUUCUCGUGGGCGUCGCCGUGGCGCUUGUCGCCGUUGCAGUCGCUGUUGCCUACCUCAAGUCCACCAAGAAACCAAAAGGAUGUUUGGAUCCUGAAAAUUUCAAGCAAUUUAAACUCGUCAAACGGACACAGCUGAGCCACAAUGUGGCAAAGUUCACAUUUGAACUUCCAAUGCCUUCUUCUGUUUUGGGGCUCCCCAUUGGACAACAUAUAAGUUGCAGGGGCAAGGAUAGCCAAGGUGAGGAGGUUAUCAAACCCUACACCCCAACUACCUUGGACUCUGAUGUUGGAUACUUUGAGCUGGUCAUUAAGAUGUACCCACAAGGAAGGAUGUCACAUCAUUUCCGCGAGAUGCGUGUGGGUGAUUAUCUGUCUGUAAAGGGACCAAAGGGACGUUUCAGGUACCAACCUGGCCAAGUUAGAGCUUUUGGGAUGAUUGCGGGAGGCUCUGGCAUCACUCCAAUGUUCCAGGUUGCUCGGGCAAUACUAGAAAACCCAAAAGACAAGACGAAGGUGCACCUUAUCUAUGCCAAUGUGACUUCUGAGGACAUUCUUUUGAGGGAGGAGUUGGAUGGCCUUGCUUCUAGCUACCCAGAUGGCUUUAAAAUUUACUACGUUCUGAACCAGCCUCCUGAGGGUUGGGACGGCGGUGUUGGAUUUGUGUCGAAGGAAAUGAUUCAAACCUACUGCCCUGCACCAGGGCCAGGAAUUCAGAUCUUGAGAUGCGGUCCACCACCGAUGAAUAAAGCCAUGGGUGGGCACCUUGAGGCACUUGGUUAUGCACCGGAAAUGCAGUUCCAGUUCUGAUCCUCAUCGAGCAAUAAACCUUCGAUCGGCCCAGAAUUUUCCUUCUCUUUUCUUUGCAGGGUCAGGAAAUGUGCUUUGUGCAAUUGUUCUGUGGUCUAAAUAUGGACUUAAUCGUACGAGACUUUUUUAACGGAAACAUGGGUUGCGGGCAUGUACGUUGUAACUCCGGAAUCUGACUUCCCUACCAUUUCAUAAAGCUAACUCUGCAAUCUGUAUCUUGCAGCAAGUGAAUUCCCCCAA